AUGUGGUGGAGCUGCCUCCAGCUGCGGGACUGGGGACGCCACCUCCUGAAAUGGCCCCUGGGUGGCCCCAUCAACUCGGUGGUGACCGGGGCAAUCCCGCAGCUCUGGGCCCGAGCUUACGCCCCACCAACAGAAAAGAAGCGGUUUUAUCAGAAUGUUAGCAUCACACAGGGUGAAGGUGGCUUUGAGAUCAACCUGGACAAUCGGAAACUGAAAACACCCCAAGCCAAGCUCUUUACUGUCCCCAGUGAGGCCCUGGCUACUGCGGUGGCCACUGAAUGGGACUCCCAGCAAGAUACCAUCAAAUUCUACACCAUGCAUCUGACCACUUUGUGUAACACUUGUUUGGAUAACCCAACCCAGCGAAGCAAAGACCAGCUGAUUCGGGCGGCUAUGAAGUUUCUGGACACCGACACCAUCUGCUAUAGAGUGGAGGAGCCAGAGACAUUAGUGGAACUUCAGAAGAAUGAGUGGGACCCCAUUAUCGAGUGGGCUGAGAAGAGAUACGGUGUGGAGAUUGGUGCCUCCACCAGCAUCAUGGGGCCCAGCAUCCCAGCCAAGACUCAGGAGGCGCUGGCCAACCAUCUGGCAUCUUACAACUUGUGGGCCCUCCAAGGGAUUGAAUUUGUGGUGGCCCAGCUCAAGUCCCUAGUGCUGACCUUGGGUCUGAUGGAUCUGCGCCUGACGGUGGAGCAGGCUGUGCUGCUGUCACGCUUGGAAGAGGAGUACCAGAUCCAGAAGUGGGGCAACAUCGAGUGGGCCCACGACUAUGAGCUGCAGGAGCUGCGGGCCCGCGCAGCCGCCGGCACCCUCUUCGUGCAUCUCUGCUCCGAGAGCACCACCAUCAAACACAAGCUUCUGCAGGAGUGAGACCUGCG
This is a messenger RNA of Chrysochloris asiatica (Cape golden mole), 878 nucleotides long. RefSeq names its product ATP synthase mitochondrial F1 complex assembly factor 2 (gene ATPAF2). The coding region runs from base 1 to 870 and encodes 289 amino acids. NCBI's taxonomy places the organism in Eukaryota, Metazoa, Chordata, Mammalia, Afrosoricida, Chrysochloridae. Gene Ontology annotation, biological process: mitochondrial proton-transporting ATP synthase complex assembly. Gene Ontology annotation, cellular component: mitochondrion. The transcript has 8 exons. The record is from RefSeq and is a predicted model, not a curated record.